AUGGUGACAUCAAUCAUCAAAGCUGCGACUGCUUUGUUGUUUGUACCGUUCGUUUCCGUCAACAGUCUGACCACCACAAGCAGCAGGGCCAACAAGGGGCAGAUCAUCAGGAAUGUUGUGACAACCAACGACACGACGCCUUCCCAUGAUUCAAAGCAGGAGGGCAGGUCUAUUCUUCGAUAUCGCGGCACCUCACCAGGUAAAGCAGUCAAGUCGGGGACCGACCUCCGUAUCCUAUGCGCCGGCGACUCUAUCACAGUCGGGUACCUCAGCAAUCAAUAUGGCGGAGACGGCAAUGGAUACCGAGAACAGCUCAGAGAGGACCUAUCCAAGGACGUUGUCCAGUUUGCUGGUACGGAAAAGGCUGGAAAGAUGACCGAUGGCUAUUUUGCGGCAUGGUCAGGAAAGACAAUCCAAUACAUUGCGGACCAUAUCGGCCCUUCGUUGAAGCAGCAACCAAACGUCAUCCUACUGCAUGCCGGCACAAACGACAUGAACUCAAACAGCGCCAUCUCCACCGAAGGAAACGACCCAAAGGCCGCAGCCAGCCGUCUCGGCUCUCUGGUUGAUCAAAUGAUCACAGGCUCUCCUCGCGCCACCAUCUUGGUUGCUAUGAUCGUCAACACCUGUGUUCAAGACCAGUCGAACAGGACCAAGGAGUACCAACAGCUGAUUCCAGGCAUCGUCAAGGCGCGUAGAGAUGACGGUCACCACGUGCUGGCUGUGGACUUUACAGACAUCUCCGUGGAGUCCCUCCGGGACUGCGUCCAUCCGACCAACCCGGGAUAUAAGCUGUUGGGGGACUACUGGUACGACUUUAUGAUGCAGAUCCCCAAGGACUGGAUCGAAGCUCCUCUGGGGGCUGCGCCAGUCCGCAACGGCGUUCACAGGAACACUCCGGCAGUCGCUUUGGUCCUGAUUGUUCUCAUGGUUCCUCAGUUUCUAUAG
Messenger RNA from Pyricularia grisea, 948 nucleotides. RefSeq lists its product as uncharacterized. Lineage: Eukaryota; Fungi; Ascomycota; Sordariomycetes; Magnaporthales; Pyriculariaceae. Gene Ontology annotation, molecular function: phosphatidylcholine lysophospholipase A1 activity. The record is from RefSeq and is a predicted model, not a curated record. The transcript is spliced from 3 exons. Bases 1 to 948 code for a protein of 315 amino acids.